AGACCCUGAUGGACACGAAGUGGGUGACCUCUGAGUUGGCAUGGACAACUCAUCCGGAGACAGGGUGGGAAGAAGUCAGUGGUUACGACGAGGCCAUGAACCCCAUCCGCACGUACCAGGUAUGCAACGUGCGGGAGGCCAACCAGAACAACUGGCUUCGCACCAAGUUCAUCCAGCGCCAGGACGUCCAGCGCGUCUACGUGGAGCUGAAGUUCACCGUGAGGGACUGCAACAGCAUCCCCAACAUCCCUGGCUCCUGCAAAGAGACCUUCAACCUCUUCUAUUAUGAGUCGGAUACGGAUUCUGCCUCUGCAAACAGCCCUUUCUGGAUGGAGAACCCUUAUAUCAAAGUGGAUACAAUUGCCCCAGAUGAGAGCUUCUCCAAGUUGGAGUCUGGCCGUGUGAACACCAAGGUGCGCAGCUUUGGCCCUCUCUCCAAGAAUGGCUUUUACCUGGCCUUCCAGGACCUGGGAGCUUGCAUGUCCCUCAUCUCUGUCCGGGCUUUCUAUAAGAAAUGCUCCAAUACCAUCGCUGGCUUUGCUAUCUUCCCGGAGACUUUAACGGGGGCCGAGCCCACUUCUCUGGUCAUAGCGCCGGGCACCUGCAUCCCCAACGCGGUGGAGGUGUCUGUACCCCUGAAGCUGUACUGCAACGGCGACGGCGAGUGGAUGGUACCCGUGGGAGCGUGUACGUGUGCUGCUGGAUAUGAGCCGACCAUGAAGGAUACCCAGUGCCAAGGUAUGCCCGUGGUGGAGUGA
This is a messenger RNA of Cariama cristata (Red-legged seriema), 758 nucleotides long. Its product is annotated as ephrin type-B receptor 3-like. Gene Ontology annotation, molecular function: transmembrane-ephrin receptor activity; protein binding; ATP binding. Gene Ontology annotation, biological process: protein phosphorylation; cell surface receptor protein tyrosine kinase signaling pathway; axon guidance. The record is from RefSeq and is a predicted model, not a curated record. Lineage: Eukaryota; Metazoa; Chordata; Aves; Cariamiformes; Cariamidae. Gene Ontology annotation, cellular component: membrane; neuron projection.